UUGUGGUCUACUUAUGGCUGCUUGAUCCAUAUUUUUCUCUCUCAUUCUCAUACCGGUUCCUUCAGGUUGGUCUUCUGAUGGUUUGAUAUGUUACCAGUCAAACCGACAGGCAUUUACUGAUCCCUUUGGUAGGAGCAAGUUGGAUCAUGUUCAGUGUCAAUACUGAAGAAACAAGAAGAAAGGUUUUCGAUGUGUGAAUGAUAAUUAGACCAAAUCAAAAGCAGGACACCGUUUUCCAAAUUCAUUAGGGUGUUCAAAUGGUGAUUUUGUUUUCAUCCUGAACCUAACUUCCACUCUUUAUCGGUGUAUCCAGUUGUUCAUCUUACUCUUGUCUGAAGAUUGCAAAUACUAGCAUUCAAAGGAUAUGAGUCUCUCUAAAGAUGUGAACGUAUCCAUAUAAAUAUAAAUAUAUAGUAAGAAGUAUACACACUAAAGUACUAAUCCUCUUAUGCACAUGACAUACUACAACAAACCAGAGCCAGUUGGAGGAAGCAGCCAAACUAUAGGUGGGCUACACCAAUCAAUGUCCCGAUUUAUCACGUACCUUCCACUUAAGAAUCAGUCAAACAUUCUCGAAACGGAUAAAUUUUCUGAGGAUAGAAUAACAGUCUUCAGAGAAGAAGCAUCUAGUACUUGUUGUAAAAAGCCGAUCUUAACAAGCAUUUUUCCUUCUAGUGAAACAAUCUUAAUCAGAUUAACUGAUAAGACACAGAAGAGUAGCAAACCAGAGGUUUCUAAUAUUAUAUACUUCUUGAAAGAUAUCUUAAAAACGCAGCUUGAUGGAUGUAUCUAUUGACUUUGUUUUGUAACCAUUCUGAGUCAAAGUGCUUACUUAAAGAUUCAACUUUCCUAUUAUCCCUUUAAAUACAAGGGACAAAAUAAGAAGUUACUUUGCCCAUACCUGUUGUAUAUAUAUCUCUACACAUGCAGAGCAACUACUCAACCUACUUUCUUCAUAUCUUCCUUUCUCUCUGUUCCAUCUAAAUAGCAUUAAAACAUCUUUAUAUCCUCUUUGAAAAUGAAUAUCGUAAUCGAACACAACCCUUCUAGCAUAAAGUUAGCUGAACUUGGAGUAAUGUCAUGGCCUAAAUGGUCUUGUCAGCCGGGGAAAUAUGCAUUGGUAUUUGAAGAAAGAGAGACAUGCUAUUUGUUGAAGGGGAAGGUGAAGGUGUAUCAAAAAGGGUCAUCAGAGUUUGUAGAGUUUGGUGCAGGAGACCUUGUGAUCAUCCCCAAGGGACUAAGCUGCACUUGGGACGUAUCUCUUUUCAUUGACAAGCACUACAAGUUCGAUCCUCCUACUUCUCUAUAAUUUUGUCCUGCUUACGAUCUAGUUUUGGGUUUAGUCUUUAUCACCAGGAAGCACAUAAGAUUCUAUAUCCAGAUAAUAAAGUAUAUAAGAGAAACCAAGAAGACAAUGCUUCGGAUAUGUACAAAGCCCCUCCUAUAUUAUGUUUUCAAAUGCUACUUCUUUGUUUGUUGAAGAACAAAGAACUGGCAUGUGCCCUUUCAGUUUAAAAUUCAUAUAACAAAAAAACAUCAAAACAA
This is a messenger RNA of Brassica napus (rape), 1545 nucleotides long. RefSeq lists its product as uncharacterized. The record is from RefSeq and is a predicted model, not a curated record. The transcript has 2 exons. The coding region runs from base 1019 to 1309 and encodes 96 amino acids. Lineage: Eukaryota; Viridiplantae; Streptophyta; Magnoliopsida; Brassicales; Brassicaceae.